Molecule: messenger RNA, 5318 nt
Organism: Aplysia californica (California sea hare)
Lineage: Eukaryota; Metazoa; Mollusca; Gastropoda; Aplysiida; Aplysiidae
Product: peroxisomal membrane protein 4
Exons: 5
Coding region: 236-841 (201 amino acids)
Cellular component (GO): peroxisomal membrane
Source: RefSeq, a predicted model, not a curated record
GGCUCGAGUCGGAAAUCGAAACUGCAUACUAUUUGCGCUGCUGUGUUUCGUGUUUCUGUAACAUUAUCUGUGCAGAGACGGCGGAAUUCCGCUUCCCACAACACGCGGUGCACAUCUCUACCAGUUGUAGUAGGCUAACCACCAGGGCUUCCCAGUGUGUAGCCGCAGCGAAAAGGACGAAGGAGUUCUCAUGUGUCGGAGUUAGAAUUACCUCACAUCACCUGAUAACAACAACAUGGCGGGUAUCUUGGACGCCGUGAACGCUGUAUUGGCGUCAGGGGAACACAAGCACAUUCUUUCUGUGAUAAAAGGUUUUCGAAAUGGAGCGGUGUACGGAGCCAAAAUCCGUUUUCCUCAUGCGCUUGUGAUGACAUUUCUGUUCAGGAGUGGCCCUUUAAAAGACAAGAUACGAGCUAUCCUGGAAGCCACCUACACACACUCUAGGAACUUGGCCAUAUUUGUGUUUGCCUACAAAGGGUUGACAUCCACCUUAUCAUGGGGCGAAUCCAAGUCCCACCAGCUUCAUGCCUUCCUCUCUGCCUUCUGCGCUGGAUUUGUCAUCUUUGGAAAGUACAACAAAGUCAAUGAGCAAAUGAACUUGUAUUUGCUGUCGCGGGUGGUCUAUGGUGUGGCUAAGCUCCUGGUCUCUAAGGGCAUUGUUCCACAGCCUAAGGCCGACUUGUUCCCGUGGUUUGCUGCCAUCUUGUGGGGAGCCACCCUCUGGCUCUUUGAGUAUGAGAAGUCGUGCCUUCAGCCGUCGCUGGUCUCGUCCAUGACCUACAUUUACAAGGACAGCGACAAGUGGACAAGUCUACGAGAUUUCCUCAUUUAUAACAAGUGAACAUUGAAGAUAUUUCUGUAGGUGAUAAUCAUAAUGUAAUUUAUUAUUCCUUCAUAACAUUUUGUUCUUUUCUGAAUUUACUCUCCAAAGUAUGCUUUUGGUAUUUUGAAAGAAACUAGGGGAUGAUUAGAAAAUAAGCAACAGGGUGACAAUUGUUGUGUUAUACACUGAUCUGUCGUUAUGGUCUUUUAGUAUUGUGGGUUAAUCUCUGAGAGAUAUUAUUCACAUUGAAAAGGAAUCUAGGGUUGAUGGAUAUAUAAGCACCAAAUGCUUUCUUAUGGUGAUUAGUGUUCUGUUAUUUAUUGAUUUAUUUUGAUGUUCUGUUAGAGCUGGCGGCUGCAGGAUGAAAAGCACUUUUUAAAUUUGGAAAAGUUCUAGAGUAUUGAAGGGCUAAGAAAGCUUUCAGUUCCUUCCUGCUUUGUAGUUUGUCUGCAAGUUGCACAUUUUUGUACACUUCUUCCAUCUCAAGUGCUGAAAUGAGCUAAAGUCAACUGCUUUGAACACUCUUCACUGGUCCAUGUACCACAAAGUGAGAUGAGAUCACUGAAGGUUGUAGUCUGAUUCUCUUCUCAUUUCAGUUACAUAUAUGUAUGAAAGUGCAACUAUUAUAGUUGUCUUAUUUUCCAACUUGUUUUCCAGCUAUGCAAAGGCACUUGUCAAUAAAGCUCCAAAUUGAAUGAGUUCUGGUGUGUUAGAAUGCAAAAGAGUCUUUGAAAUGAUUUUCUAUAUAUAUAAUAUUUUGUUCCUAUCGUUUACUUUUUCCAAAAGUUAACUUAUUGUAAUUGGAUAUUGAUGGUGAUGUAGUAACUACUUGAGACAGCUAAAAAUGCUUGUGAAUUUAUUUGUUUUACAGUUCAUGAUACUUGGUGAACCAUUUCAACAUUUACAGUUUGUUCCAAUAGGCUUGCUGAGAGUAGAAAAUGCACAAGAUCAGAAUUGAAUUUUUUUCUGACAACUGAUAUGGGCUUUUUGCUGUAUUGAUUGAAAGGGUAAAGGGGCGUUCUUUUUGGUAAAAAUCUUUUUCAUUUUAAUUUGAUUUUUGUCUCUACAAAUGUCUGAUGCCUCUCUCCAAUUUCUUUUUUCAUAAUUAGUCCCUUUGGAAAAGUCACCAUACACUUCUUUCCUGUUCCACAUGUGUGGUUCCACGUGUCCAAUGCUGUAUUCUCCAUGACGCUGUUGCUCUCGAAUCUCGAGUAUAUGGCACAAAAACUUUCUGCUGACUGAUACUCCAAUGUUAUUUUUCCUGAAUGACAUUUUUCUAAGCGACAGAAAAUCUGAGAUGACUGCUAUCAGUCUCUGUACGUCAUUUAAAUUUGCUGCUGGGGAAGCUGUCUCUCCUAUAUUAUUCGUACAAGGAGACCAAGUCAAUUGUAGCUUUGAUUUUCACUGGGACAGAAGUUUUACUAUGUCUUUGAUCACUGCAUCGGUUUUUGGAAGGAAGGAAGUAAGUACAUUUGUAUUACGAUGGGGAACAUGAUUUUUCAUAAUGGAUCACAGUUGUUUUUGAAGACCUCAUGUUGACGGACAUUGUUGUAACUCGCAAUUUGAACUGGUGUUAUGGCAUUUGUAGCGAUAGUGACAACACUGCUUGAGGAAGGAAAAUAACUGGAUAAGGAAUUGGAGAGUUUUCUGUGUAGUUCUGCUGAUGUUAUGGGAAUUGUACUACAAACAACAUAAUAUGAGUUGCCUUUUUUUGAGGAACUACUCUCAAAGUUUUGAAGGUGAAAUUUCUCUUCAAUGCGUUUUUAAUAGUGUCUGGUACUCUUCAUAUAAUCUGUUUCCAUGCUACUUUCUCCUGAGAUGAGUGCAAUAGUUGGUACUGUGAUUCAUUUCUGUGGGUGUGUGCAUUGAAAUGUGUACCUCUGGACUUAUGCCUUUGGGGAUAAAGAUAUACUUCAAGUCUUCCUUUCUGAAGUAAGUUCUAAUCAUCUUUUGCGCUUGACAUUAUGGCUACUCCCAAGUUAGCUCUACAGAGAAUCUAGAUCCCGGAUGUGCGUAUAAGGUCAAGUAAGCUGGGAACGGAAACUUCAAGUAAACCUUUACCCCUUUGGUCAAAUGGGUUUUUUAAAAUGUGGAAGUUAAUACUUCUGGGUUUAGUGUUAGUAUCCUUUAUCAUUUCAGAGAAAGUGCCAUUGGCAUACGUAUUAUUUACAUGUGGGCAUCUGGUCUGUGGUUGCUGAAACUAAGGGCUUCAAGUGCAGACAGGAAGUUCAUUCUUGUUUGUAUACAUUAGGGCUGCAUGAGCAAUAUUAGUGAUGUACAGGUACAGUGCACUCUGAGAAAGGUUAGCAAGUUUGUGUCUGAGGAUUUUUUAUAAUAGCGUAUAUCACUGUAUGUUAGUGAAUGUAUAUUUUACCUGAGUGUUGAAUGUAUAUAUAUAUAUAUAUAUAUGAGUAUGUGUGUGUGUGUAUGUGUGUGUGUUAUGACAUUUAUGUAAAGCCUUAUGAUAUGUGUACCGGAACUUUAUGUCUACUUUAGUGAGUGAAAGUGAGGGAGAGAGGAAGACAUAAAAAAUAGACAAGGGGGAGGGGGGUGUGUUGCUUCGUGUUUCCCCUGAAGCUAACACUGCCAUUUUAAGUGAGUUAGAAGGAGAUUGCUCGAACCAUUAUUUUUUUUAAAUGAAGGUGAUAUAUAAUUAUGUACCAUUGUUAGACUAUCAGAUGAUCACAUACCUUUUCUGUGCUUCCCAUCACUAUCAUGUUGUGUUUUCCUGCUUAUAAAUACUACUGCCCUAUUUCUAAAAUUUUGACGAACAUUUGCGAUUUCAGAAAUAUUCUGUGGACAAAAACGUAUCUCAGUACUCGAAGAAACAACUUUCAUACUGAUGUUGCUGCAUUCAUGUCUGUAAUAUUUCUCAUGUAAUGCAAUAUGUGAGGCAUCGUUGUGAAAUCUGGCGCUCGUCAAAAUAACGAAAUCGAAGAAACAGGCAUUUUUCAGCCAGUUUGGCAAUAUUUAUUGAAUUUUUGUUUUUCGGCUUAACUCCUUUCAUGUCCAUAUAAAAACUCAUUUCCUUGUUAAUUUAACUUGACUGAAAAACGUCGAUUAAAGGCACAAAAUAUGAAAUAUCAUCGUUUUCACGGAUUCUCAAGCUGUUGAAAUUAUCAAACUUUGGCGGCCGUUAUCUUGCUAAUCUUACCACUGAAAUCAGGUGACCUCAUCUCCUUCAAUUGCAAAUAUCUGGACGUCUCUUUAAGAUAGAUGGGUAUUUUUUUCAGUGAAAGCAAGGCUAAUAAGCAAGCUUUCAGAUGAUACCAAUAACUCCAUGUACCCGAAAAUUGACGAGAGCCUGAUUCCCCCGCGUCGUGACACGUAUGUAAAGUGCAGAUUACUGUAUUCUAGAAGGUUCAGACUCCCAUGCAUAUGCUCAAAAUCAAGUUUUGUUUUUAAUAGCAACAUUGAAAAAUAUUUUUGAGCAUCUGGAGCUUUUCAAAUGAUAUGUGUUUUUUUGGUUUAAGUCAUGGAAAUUCAGGGCAGUUUCACUUCUUUGCUUCUAAAAGCAUAAUGAUAUUGUUGUCUUCUAUAACUAGUAAAAGCACUCUGAUUUUUGUGUGUAUAAAAGUAUAACUCUCAGUUCAAGCAAUGUCUUAACUACAACAAGAUUACAGCGCUAGAUUCUAUGAAAAAGUGGUAAUUUUGAAUUGGUAUGAUGCAGGCCAAAGCUUGGAUGUAGGCAAUUGCAGCCAUUCUUUGAUAGUCUCUAUUUGUUAUUUACUAUAGAACAUGGACAGCGCUAUAAGAGAGGAGUUUCUCAUGAGGCUACAUUGACUGCACAUUCUAAAAGUAAUGUGAUGGUUGUGAAUUGUUUGACUUUCUAUCCCUUCUCUUACUAUAAUGUCUGUAUUUGAUGGGUGACAGUACACUUUGUACAUAAAGAUAAUCCAUCAGUGCUUUUAGUUACUUUGUGGUUAAAAGGAAACUCAUUACUUGCUUUUAUAUUCCAGUUCUAAAAUAUAUAAUUCAUUGUUAUACAUGUAUGUUCUGCUCAUUAGCUGGGAUAGUAAUGGCUGUCUAUUCAAGCUGCAUAAAACUGAGUGCCUCUUUACAGGUAGCUGCUACAUAAUGUUUUAUCAUGAAACUGAUGAAUGAAAAGGUAAAUGUCAAGUACUUGUAUACUCUUUUUGUCAUGAAGCGAAAUAUUUUGGUUCAGGUAAAUUUUCAUUGCAUAUUUUUGAGGUAGGACUUUUCAGUUUACCAAUGUUUCAUGUAAAAUACUCUUUUGCUCAUUUUUUAUUAGUAAUGAGAUCUAAGUCAAUUGUCUAGGAAGUACAUUUAAAGUUUUUUUAAUCACUUAUAGUGAAUUGAUGUGAAAGUUUUGUCUUCUUAGUUUUAAGAUUUCAGUGUCGUGAGAAAACUUUCUUCUGUUUUUGUACCGUGCUUUUUAACUGGAUUUACGCAUAAAUAUUUUCUACAUUAUUUGGAACAAUUUCAGUCUUCUCUUUCUACCCAUGACUGAUGUGUUAUUUUAUUUGGGUUUUUA